UCAAAUAAGCUAAGCAGAUUACAGAACUCGCGACACAAGACUCACCCCUUAGCACACUCGACCAUCUACCGCUCCAGAAAUCUCUGAACCACUAUGCCCAAAGACGAUCCAGAAACAGCAAAGUUAAAAAAAGAACUCGAAGAUCUAAUAAAAAAAUGCCAGGAGGAGCAGGCAAAGUGUGUGGACAAGAAAAUGGAAGAAAUCUGCGCAGACAUGGCUGAUCCGCCCAAAGUUAGACUCACUACAAAAAAGAUGCUCAAAGGACACAUAAACAAAGUAAAUUCAGUCCACUACAGUGGUGAUAGCAGGCAUGCUGUGACUGGAUCUUUGGAUGGAAAACUCAUCAUCUGGGACACUUGGACAGGGAACAAGGUGCAAGUCAUUCCCCUGCGUUCCGCCUGGGUCAUGAGUGUUGCCUUCGCUCAGAGUGGUAAUUAUGUCGCCUGUGGAGGGAUGGAUAACAUGUGCACUGUGUAUGAUGUGAACAAUCGAGACUCUACUGGGGCUGCCAAGAUUGUGAGGGAGUUGCUUGGCUACGAGGGCUUCUUGUCUUCCUGUAGGUUCCUUGAUGACAAGACCAUCCUCACUGGUUCUGGUGACAUGAAAAUAUGUAUAUGGGACUUGGAGGCUGGCAAAAAGACCACAGACAUAGACCAGGCACAUGCAGGAGACGUGGUGUCCAUGUCACUGUCUCCAGACAAGAACACGUUCGUAACGGGAAGUGUGGACCGAACCUGCAAGUUGUGGGAUCUACGAGACAACACUUGCAAACAGAUUUUUUUUGGCCAUCAAGCUGAUGUAAACUCUGUUUGUUACCAUCCCAAUGGAUUUGCAUUUGCAACUGGCUCUGAGGACAAGACAUCCCGAAUGUAUGAUAUCCGAUCUGAUCAACAAGUCGCACUGUACGAGCCACCAAAUAAGACCUCAGGCUUUACAAGCUGCGGACUAUCACUAUCAGGCCGUUUUGUGCUCUGUGGCAGUGAUGACCAUUCUGUCCACAUUUGGGACACUAUGAAAAACCAACACAAUGGCUGCCUGGCAGGCCAUGAGAACAGGAUCACAUCAUUGUCAGUCUCUGGAAAUGGCAUGGCAGUGACUACCUGUUCAUGGGACCAGAAUGUCAGGGUUUGGGGAUAAAAAUAUUGUCUCUGUGUUGUCAUACUCUUAUGUUUACAUUCAAUCUUAUCAAGAAUAAUGUAUUUUACAUAACUUUUAAUUAAUUAAGAGGUCCUUAUUAUUAUUAAUGUGUUUGUAUUACAUGUACAUUUUUCAUGUCUUGAUUCUGGAAUAACACAACACUGUAAUUUGAUAUUAUUUUGAAGUUUUUAAACAACUGUAUGAAAUGCUACGAGAUCAAGAAAGCUUUACCUAUCUAUAUUGUUUAACAUCCUUAUUGUGGUUCUCUACUUAGUGAUCUUGAAUUCUGAAUAGUAACAACCAGCACGUAGUAUGGCGUCUGCUAGUCAACAUGUCAAAACAAUAUAAAAAAUCUGUUUCUUGCAUUUUCAUAUUAGUAAUAUAAGUAGACUACAUUAAAAAUAUGUCGAUUACCAAUUAUUUUUACUGAACCUCUCCUUAUUUAGUGGACUAAGAAACUUGAAUAACAUUAGUAAAAGCCAGAAAAACUUAAUAUUUGUUUCAUUUUAUUUAGCGAUAUGUUUUAUGAAAAAUUACUGAAAGUACCUGUACAUUGAUUGAUAUGUUUCAUGAAAGUUAUAUGAAUUGAAUUAAAUACAUCUUAUUACUUUUUUCAUCACAUAUAUUUUAUUUAACUACCAGUAUUUUACAAAAAGAUAAUUUUUGAGUGCUUAAAAACUAAUUGGCCACUCAUUAAAAAGUCUGUCUUUAAGAUCUUUUCUUUAGUAUUAGAUUGAAUUUAAAAUUUGAAAUCCUUAGAAAGUAACUAGUCUUAGCAAUUUAUUUUAUUUCAUAUUUUUUUACUUUCAGUUUGUUUACUUUAUUUUAUAAGAAGGAUUACAUCUGGCAGUCCACUAUAAGCUGUCAUGGGUAAGUUUGUUAUGUGUGUGCGUGUACAUUGAAGUGAAACUCUUUUAUUAGCUAGUUUUACAUAAUUUAAAUAAAUUAAAUUCAAUAUUUGUA
Homalodisca vitripennis (glassy-winged sharpshooter) is the source of this 2100-nucleotide messenger RNA. RefSeq names its product guanine nucleotide-binding protein subunit beta-2 (gene Gbeta76C). Gene Ontology annotation, biological process: G protein-coupled receptor signaling pathway. Gene Ontology annotation, cellular component: heterotrimeric G-protein complex; cytoplasm. Bases 94 to 1137 code for a protein of 347 amino acids. The transcript has 8 exons. The record is from RefSeq and is a predicted model, not a curated record. Gene Ontology annotation, molecular function: signaling receptor complex adaptor activity; protein binding. Lineage: Eukaryota; Metazoa; Arthropoda; Insecta; Hemiptera; Cicadellidae.